Molecule: messenger RNA, 989 nt
Organism: Bombus pascuorum
Lineage: Eukaryota; Metazoa; Arthropoda; Insecta; Hymenoptera; Apidae
Exons: 1
Coding region: 234-983 (249 amino acids)
Source: RefSeq, a predicted model, not a curated record
AUGAUGCUGAGAAUUUGUAGGAAUAAAUAGAUACAUGUAUAAAUUCACCGAUGUUAUCAAUCAUACAUCGUACUCGCGAUUCGAUUGUUAUGCAUUCUAUCCGUCAUUCACUCUCGACGUACUGAACCUCCAAAAAUUCCCGGUAUGAAAAUUAUUAUAUACAUAUAAAAUAUCAUCCUACCUUCUGGAUCUUCCGUCGAUGCUAAUCAUUUUCAACACCAUCCAAUUCCAAGAUGUCCUGUUUCGGUGGUAGCGACGAUCAAAUCUACAUGGUCGAAAUCCUGAUUCACAAGUUGACGUUGACAAAGAGUAAAAUCAAAGACAUCGGUGAAUAUCCAAUUACGGUGAAGGUCUCGUUCCUUGAUUUCCCCACAUUUGAGAUUACGCGGGAUGACUUUUACUCGGUGAAACCACCACCACCGACCGAGGAUGGAACCUUAUACUUCAUGAUAGGCAGAAGUUGUCUGUUUAUCAAGCAACCGAAACACCUGGUAGCAGAAUUACAAUCAACUGCGAUGAAAGUCGGUGUGUUUCGCCUUGGGGACACAUAUCCCAUUGCUGAAGCCGAAAUAACGUUACCUGGUUGUUUAUGUGAUCAAGUAGCGAUGGCUCAAAACGAUCCAGAAAAUCUGCCAAAACCGUUCAAAGUAAAAGGUAGUUUCAAUCUGCUGGAUCCUGGCGAAAAUCCUUCAGGAACAUUGGAAAUGGAAAUGAGGAUGUCGUGUUUCGGUAGCUCGAUUAUGACUCACUAUGAACUACAUCCUAAGUUUUUCGCCUUUAGGAAUAAGGACCGGGAAAGAGAGUUCUGCGUUAGACGCUUAGUACCAUCUAGUUAUCAGGAAGGCGUUGUUAAGAAUAUUUCGGAGUAUCCGGAUAGAACGACUCUUGAUGAAUUGAAAGGAAAGGCAAAAGAACAACCAUCAAAAAAGAAGAAAGGAAAAGGAAAGGGAAAAGGUGUAGAGGACAGAGGGCGAGCCAGAUAACGGCUU